AUGUCUCAGGAAAAGCCGGCCAAGUCAGAGAACCGGGCUUCCAAAGCCAAGUCCAAGAAGCGGGCGCGUGAGGACGAUAGCGCUCCUCGAAAGCGGAAAAAGUCGGCGUUCGAGCAGGAGGACCUCAACCUCGAUCUGGAAGCAGGAGUGAACAAGGAGAUUGCGCUUUUCGACAGCAUGCUCCUCGCAGAUCACCUGGCUCAGAAAACCAGACGAUUUGGAACCGACCUGCCGCCGGUGGAGCUCUCUACCUUGGACAUUUCACCGAAUGCGAUCAGAGACACGAGCUCAUACCAGGAGAUCCGGAAUCUGGAGAACCUGCCUGCUUUCUUGGAGGCCCACACAGAGAAGCCGGAAAGUCUCGGAGAAGCCCCUAAGCAGAAGGGCUCGCCUCAUACCAUCAUUGUGGCCGGCGCCGGCCUGAGAGCAGCAGACCUAGUCAGAGCGGUCCGCAAGUAUCAGAAGAAGAACAAUACGGUUGCGAAGCUGUUUGCGAAACACAUCAAGAUUGAGGAGAGCAAGCAGUUCCUCCACAAGCACCGCACAGGCAUCGCAGUUGGUACGCCUGUACGGUUGAAUGACCUCGUGGAGAGUGGUUCCCUGAAGUUGGACAAUCUCGAGCGACUCGUGGUUGACGCCUCGCACAUUGACCAGAAGAAACGGGGCAUCCUGGACAUGAAGGAGACCAUGAUCCCUCUGGCGCGUUGGCUUGCAAGGACGGAGUUCAAGGUGAAAUACGCGGAUGCCGAAAAACCUCUACAGCUGCUGUUCUACUAG
Messenger RNA from Anthostomella pinea, 777 nucleotides. The record is from the annotation of a GenBank genome assembly. NCBI's taxonomy places the organism in Eukaryota, Fungi, Ascomycota, Sordariomycetes, Xylariales, Xylariaceae.